AAAAUGGCGCACCAUACAGCUGGACAGCCUUUGGAGUGUUACAGCAUUCCUCUCAUCCUUCACAAAGAGGCUGAGAAAGAUGAGAAUGGUGCCAUGGUAUAUGAGCCCGAUGGUAAGGGUGGGAAACAGGUGAAAUAUCGAUGCGGCUUCCGGAUAGGAGGUGGAAUUGACCAAGAUUACACUAAAAGCCCUCAUGGGUAUAAAGAUACCGGCAUUUAUGUGACGUUUGUGUAUGACAGUGGGCCGGCUUCUCAAGCAGGAUUACUCGUUCAUGACAAGAUAUUACAGGUGAAUGGUCACGACUUCACAAUGGUCACGCAUAAAAAGGCUGUCGAUUACAUUAAGAAGAAGCCCACGUUAAACAUGCUAGUGUAUCGUAAAGGCGUACCGCAGAUGCAGAAGUCGCCGACGGGGCAACAGCCAAUGCAGCAGAUGCAACAACCACAACAACAACAAGGACAAUAUCAGUCAUAUCAACAACAACAACAGCAGUAUUCGCCACCAUAUCAGCGGCAGUACUGAGCAAAUGAUUGUGUCUUCACAUGCCAUAUCGACUAUUUAUAUUCAGAUAUUCAGUGAACUGGUUCCAGUUUCAAGUGAGCUUUUUUCCAGUAAACUGGUUUCUUCGAGUUGGCCAGUUUCCAGUGUACAGGAUACAGUUUCAAGAUAACUGGCUGUUUCGAGUCAACUGUCUUCAGCUCAGCUUCCAGUGGAGUUGUUUUCAGUGGCGAGUGAACUGAUAUCGGUAAUCCUGUGAAUAGAUUCCAGUGUCCAAUGAAGUGGUUCAAAUUCGAGAAAGCCAUUUUCAUUCUCCAGUGAGCUAUAUAAUAGAUUGCAUUGAAUUAGGGACUUUAUUGUAAGUUGCCGUAAACCGUAAUAGAAAUGUGGCCGCAUAAAUUUUGACCAGGACCUGGUUAUUCCAAAUAGGUCUUUUUUACCAACAACACAUGUGUUAAAUCAACUUGGCUUUAAAGGGGUACGCUGUUUGUAAUUACUGGUGGUCCAGUUAAAUAGAAAUCCACUUAACACAAAUGCCGUAGUGCAGUUAUCAUGAAUACAAAUUUGUUAAAACUUGGUUUUCAUAGUAUAUGAAUAUCAGUCUACACAACGUUGAAUUUUUUAUUUGUAUGCACAUGUAUUUCCGAAAUGGAACAUUUUUUAAUUCGACUACAAAUUCAAAUAACGAAUGGCGUAGGCCUUUAAGUCAAAAAGUUUCACUGAAGCAGAUAAUUCCAAAUUGGGUUAACGCUGGCGUCAGUGACAACAUUUGUUUUAACUAAACCCUGGAAGGUGCCUGGUGAAAGUGCUCUACAGGAUGGCCCAGAAUUAUUUUCCUUUGGACGAUAGGAUUCUAUUGUGUGUCCAUUGUGUGAAUGAAAAUAAUUCUGGGGCAGCCUGUAGCACUUGAAAGACAUAGUGUGCCACUUUGGGAUACAUUGAUCUGACAAUUUUUCUUUGAAAGCCAACUCAAAUCGUAUUGAAGCCUUAAACAUCAUCUAUUUUAUGGCCAGGUGAUCUAACACUUCAUAUAUUAUAAGUGUUCUCUGUAUUUCAGCGAUACCAGUGCGCAUUGUGCUCCAAGAGUAUUUUCAUAAUAACAUUUAAGCUCCCUAAGUAACUGUCAUGUCCAUCGUAUACAUAUUUAGUAAAAUGAAAGUGAUUUUAUAAAUGGGAAUGUGAUGACCCCAGUCAUCUUUCCUUAGUAGUACUAGUAUACUUGAAGAGCUAAGGUUCAAACGUCUGCUUGUAAUGAUUUUCACCAUUCUCUAAAUUGGCAACAAGCUCUGAAACAUUAUCACACUUCUAUCACAUUUCCAAUGCUAGAGUUUGAAAAAUGUCUUCAUGGUUUGCUAAACAGGGUGGCCCAUCGAAAAACAAAAACAUUCCAAUUCUAGAUUUUGAAAAAUGUCUUUAUGGUUUGCUAUACAGGGUAGCCCAUCAAAAACAGACAUGCCUCUUUCUCGGGCAUUCUUUGAAAGGAUACUGUACUGCACCCCUUUAUUUUUGCAAAUGAGAGGGGUUUAAUUGCAAACUUAAGGGGAGCAAAAAUGUUAUUCUGAAUGGCUUUAUCCCUGGAAUAUGCAUGCAUUUGCAGCAAUAAAGGGGAACGAAAUCUGAAAAGGAUGUUUUCACAUAGGGCUGCGAAAAUAAAUUGUUUUACAGUAUCUGGCAGUUUGGUUUUUCUGGGCCAGCCUGUAUAACAUGGGACACAGGGCGGUGUAGAGCAUAGUGGUUGGAGUGCUGGACUUCUGACUGAAAGGUCAUCAGUUGAAAUCCCUUCCAAAUCUAAGUCACUCUGUUCGUAUGUGCUUAAUAAGCGGCUGCUUCUUAACAUCCUCUGCAUUUUGGGAUGUUGGAAGCGCUUCGAGCAGGGUUGGCUUGGAAAACUGCUAUGGAAUUGCUGAACUUAAAUUAACUUUUAACAUGAAUGCCUCAAAUAGAUGUCGAGUCUUUGUGGCAGUUUGUGAGCCUUUAAAAACGGAGAUUAACAAAAAUGUUAGGUUCUGCAAGAUGUAGAUGCAGCAUUUUGCAUCUUAACUCUUCACUUGUACAGUGUGCAUCAAAUCGUUGAACAAGUGUAUUUUAUUUGACAGAUCUGUAUAUAUUGUAUUUGCCAUGAAAUUGUCCUCAAUACAUUUGUAACAUAUCAGACGUUUUUAACAUAUCAGUCUAAACAUGCUCUGUUUGGUACCAUGUUGUCAGAAAUGCUUAUUGUAAAAUAUGUAGUUUAUACUAGUUGAAAAAUUGCUUUUUUGACAUAAAUACAGGCUUUCAUGUAAAUGGGGAGCAAUCACUCGAUAAAUAUCCAUCUCUCCUGUAUAUUUGUUCGAUGGAGAGUUUUAUUGAUCACUCUUGCACCAAAGUUUUAAUGUACGCUGUACCAAAGUGAGUGAUCUGCUCUCGAACAACUACCUCCAUUGGAGUGGUUAGCUCCGACUUAUACAAUGUCAAAAGGCCUAGGCUGUGCGUUAAAAAUUUCAUAUUUGUAAUCGAAUUGGGAAACUUCCUUAAAGGGACAAUAUAGGCAGCAGCAGGGCAGGCAAGAUAAAGUUAUACAAAGUCACCAAUAGGGGUCUCUCACAUCACACAGUAUGUUGAAAUGAUUCAUGCUUGUACGAGGAUCAUAUUUAGUGCUGAAUCUGACAUUACCCAGUGCCCGUACUGCCCUUACUUAAUUUGGCCACCAGAAGAUGGCCAAAUUAGCCUCUCUGCUCCUGCCUAUAGUCCCCCUUUAAGCGUACUUACGUACUAGAUGUUAAUGUUGGCAUUGCCGUUGUGUAGACUGAUAUACAAAUAAUAUAACGACAAGGUUUCAGAAAAGUCGUAUGCAUAAUCACUGCGCUUCGGCAUUGGCUAUUGAAUGAAAUCUAGUAAAUGCAUUUACUUCAAUUUUGUACAGAGAGGCCCAGUGUAAAUGUACACAGAGUUUUAGAUAAAAGCAUUUGCUAGUCUUUAUUCAUAUCAACCAUUGUGUAAAACUGCCUUUCUUUUUCCUGGACCACCAGAAAUAACAAACAACACACCCCUUUAAAGAGAAAAGCCUGUAAGUCGGACAUUUUUGUAGAAAUGCUAUUUCAGCUUCAGGCCUGAUAGGAAGUUUUCUAUGCCGACAGUCAUUCCAAGGUCAAGUCGUUUAUACAAAGGAACACUACUUUUAUUCUAUAUUUGGUGCUUUUUAGCCCAGCAAUAUGGACAAUGUGCUUAGAUUUGGGUUCUCCUUAUCACUCAGUUCUAACUUGCUCAUGGGCACAUUCCCCAUUUUUUUAUCCAGUGCACAUUUUAUAAGUUUUAAAUUGGGGGGGG
This is a messenger RNA of Lineus longissimus, 3804 nucleotides long. RefSeq names its product tax1-binding protein 3 homolog. Bases 4 to 522 code for a protein of 172 amino acids. Gene Ontology annotation, biological process: receptor clustering; receptor localization to synapse; establishment or maintenance of epithelial cell apical/basal polarity. Lineage: Eukaryota; Metazoa; Nemertea; Pilidiophora; Heteronemertea; Lineidae. Gene Ontology annotation, molecular function: protein binding. The transcript has 4 exons. The record is from RefSeq and is a predicted model, not a curated record. Gene Ontology annotation, cellular component: cell junction; basolateral plasma membrane.